UGGAAGGGGAUCCCAGCGACUGCAAGUGGAGUGUCUUUCAGCUUGAACGGGUUGUUUUCAUCAGUGCUUUAGUGUUUGUUGCAAGUUGCAAGCAAAGUGGUUUGUGCGUUAAGCUGUUUAGGAAAAUUUUGCUUUGCUCCAAUUCUGGUAACGCAAAGAAAAUUUUGAUUACAACUCAACUGUGUUCAAAACGUCGUGUUUGUGUCAUGGUUAACUUCAACGAUAAAAUUCUAAACAAAGUAAACUCGUGUGGGACCAAUCGUUGAUCAUUCAGUUUUGGAUAAUUUUAUCAAUUUCACGUUAUGGAUUUUAAAAAUUAUUUUUAGACUACUAUUUUGGAAUGUAGUCUGAAUGUAUUUCCAAAUAUCAAGAUCAUAUCUUAUUUACGAAGUCUGUAGUUUUCAAUUGUAUAUUGGUGACAACUGAAAUAAGAUUCCUCUAAAGUUGAUUAAUUAAUUAGAAAUAGUGCAAUUACUCAAUUUAUUUCAAUAGUAUAAUAAAUUCGGUGGUGCAGUGUAUGUUUUUGCGUCCGUGUUGAAAACAAAUCAAUAUGGAGGGUAGCGUGGAGAGAGAAUGUUCUGCUCUUGGAGGGCUCUUUCAACAAAUUAUCACAGAUUUAAAGAAUGGAACGCCUCUUUGGGAAGACUUCGUCGCCAAAGCAACAAAACUACACACAUGUCUUAGAGCCACAAUAAAUGCAAUUGCCGUCUACCUGGAUGCCUUUCAGAAAAUUGCUGAUGCUGCCACCAACACAAGAGGUGCAACAAAGGAGAUUGGUACAGCGCUCACAAGGAUCUGUCUACGUCACAAGGCCGUCGAAGCAAGGAUGAAGACUUUCUCCAGGUUAGCAACGACCCAUUCUAUAUUAUACAGAAUUUUCAUAACAUGUACAGAAUUGGUAGUCGACUACAUGCUAACACAGAUUGGAUACACCUCCUUCAAAUUUCUGGAUGAGAAUGACUUGCUUCUGUUGUCAGAUUACAAACGAGCUCGCGCCGAGCUGAAGAAGCGAUCGACGGACACACUGCGCCUGCAGAAGAAAGUGAAGAAGGGCGGGGGCGGUGGCCUGGGCGGGGGCGGCGGUGGAGGCGGAGGUGGAGGUGGCCUCAGUGCCGAGCUGCAGCGGCGGGUGGAGAGUUCGCUGCACGACAUCAGCGAGAGGCGGCAUCUGCUCGAGGAGACUGAGAAGCGAGCCGUGCGGGCCGCGCUCAUCGAGGAACGCAGUCGGUUCUGUAUAUUUGUCGCCUUCAUGAAGCCUGUUGUUGAUGAAGAAGUUGCUAUGCUGUCCGAAUUAUCCCAUUUACAAGAAGUAGUUGAACAGUUAGAAAAGCACACAGCCGAUCCAUAUACAUUACCUCCUGCCAGUGAACAAGUGAUAAGUGAUUUGAAAGGUUCGGACAACAACAGCACAUGGACGUUCCACACGCCACCCAGCUCGCCGAGUUCGCUGGGCUCGCGCAAGUCAAGCAUGUGCAGCAUCAGCAGCCUCAACAGCUCGUCCAGUGGCAGCUCCAAGUCACACCAGCACUCGCCAAGCCACCACUACUGGCAUCGCUCUCUCUCACAGCGAGCUGUUCCAUGUGGUACAAUGCGCUUGAGCAGUGUCUCGUCCCAGGACUCUGGCUUCACUUCUCAGGAUAUGCUCUUCCACAGACCACAGUGCAACGUGCAGGUGUCGACUCUGACAGGCGAUCAGACCGGUAACGGCACGACAGCGACCGGUUUUGUGUCGUCGAUCACUAGCAGCCAGUCGACGCUUCCCAACCCAACCUCCACUUGGCCCAAUCUGCAGGAAACCCUCCAGUUCGAGCGCGCAGCCAGCGCCAUCAUGAACGAGCGUCCGCACACUAUAUCCUCAGAGGAUAAUUCAUGCGCUUACGAGCGCGGCCACCAGAGACCACCACUGACCGUGUACACAUUCCACGCGCCCGACGCAGCUGCAGCCGCGCUACACUCGCACUCGCAGCCGGCCAGUCCCAUUGCGCCGGGCACUGCGCAUGCGCAGCAACAACAGCAACAACAACAGCAGCAGCCGAUAUACGCACGGCCGCCCAUUCCACAGCGCUGCUCCUCGCUUGAGCGGCCCAACGUCCCGUCCAAGGGCAACCUAGCCAUCCAUCUGCCUCCGUCUAUUAAGCAUAUUGCUCCUGAAGUGAGCGAAUCUCCGAUGUACGUGAAUAUGCACGAAUUGGCCAACCUGGCUGCAACCAAAGCUCAAGAGAUGACUUUCCCGCUGCCUCCUCCGCCCGUUGAACCAAACAAUGAAAAGACUCAGAGUGAUAAUCAGGAGAGCACCAGUGAGAGCUCUUUGGAAUCGUCGAGUGGAUAUGGCAGCCAGACCAUUCCUCCCAAUCCUGAUGAUAUGCACAAUGAUGAAUCAGAAUUUGUGUUGAAUGCGAAUAAUUCUACGGCGCACUAUACCUUACCUCGUGCGAGCAUUUCUGAAGUUCGAUACAGGCCGACAUCCACAACAGGUUACGGGGGCGGUGCCCUGGGCAGGGGCGGCACUCUGUUGCGUCGCAGCUCGAUGCAGGGGCAGAAGCCACCGCCUCCCAUCCGACGCACAUCGUCCAUCUCGAUGAAGCAGCAGCUUGGAGGCGGGGCGGGGGGUGGCAGCAUGGAGCAUCUGCCGCCUCCGCCGCCCUUCCUGCUGAUGGAGCAGACGGGAGGUGGGGGUGGGGGUGGUGAGGAGCACAGGAGUUCGAUUGCGGCCGAAAUACAGAAGCGCAACGCGUGCGGCAGCAGUGUGUCCGAGUAUCAGAGAACGGCUGCUUUGGGCAUUGCAGCCGAACUGCAGAGGAAGGUGGCGAUGAGUGGCGGAGACGUACUGAAGAAGCCGUCAAGCACAGAGAGCAUCUACGGCAACAAGAAGACGGCCGAAUCAAACUGCGGCGGAAUCAGUGUGGCCGAGACUGUUCGCACUCUGACCGAACUCAAACAUCAGCCGGCCAGCCCCGUCAGUGUUCGCCGCACGCACAGUCUGCGUUCGCAGAGCUGCGAUCGGCGCGCGGACGCGGGACUCAUUGCCGCGCUCAGCGCAAAGCUCGCGCCGACGCUCAGUCCACGCCGCUGGGAUAGCGGCGGAAGCGGAGGCGGCGGAUAUCCGCGCGCCUCCCGCGUGCGGCAGUGGAUCGCGGUGCGAACGGUGGCCGAUCCGGCCGUCUGCCACGAUUCGCUCAUGGACCAGAUCAAGAAGGGCACCUCGCUGAAGAAGACGCGCGCUAUCAACGAUCGAUCCGCGCCCCAUAUACAUUCACACUUCUAGUCAUCUGGUCACAUAUGUUCAUAGCCUUCUUACUACAAGCUUAGUCUUUGUAAACCUUAGAUUGCAGCAUUGCCCUUAUUUAUUUAUUCAUAUGCAAAUACAAAUACAAUUCAGGUAAAAACAACAGGCAUUUGCCCAAAACUGCUUCAAAUCUUAAUUUGGAAUAUACAGUCUAAAGGUUAUGCUACUUACGUAACUUGAAUGAUAAUUCGUACACAAUUUUGAGUCCAAAAAAUUUAUCUACUGCAAUUUUGAAUUUAUCAGAUUGAUCAAUUUCCAAAUACAAAUCCAAACAAAACUCUUCCUGUUAUGGAGUACAAUGCUGCCAGACGGUUUUACCCAAGGUCUUUCAAAAAGGUCUAGACAACAAUUGUUGUGGAGCUGCCAUAUUGAAGCUACUUUGGCGGUAAAUUUCAAAAUCUAAUCUAAUACUAACAACUCAAUCGUAACAAAAUCACGCAUCAAAAUCAAUCAUAAUUCUCAUAAAUUACCCAAAACAAUCUUCCCGUUCCUUAUUAAUUAUAUUAAUUCAACAACUAGUAAACAAACUUCGAAAACUGUAAACUAGAUAGCUUCAGUAUGGCCGUUGCAUCAUAGGAUCGUGUUACACCUAUAUAACCUAAGAGAGCGUUGGUUAUUUCGAUAGAAUCAUCAUAAAAACGGCAGCCGUGAGCUCCUAUUCUCCUAAGAAAUAACAUUGUCCAUGAAGUGCUGUAAACUAAUGUUUGCUUGGACUAUGGAAGUUAUUGUUUAUGGCCUGAAUCAGUGACUUUUUCAGCUGUUAUAAAGGGUAUGCAUUAUAUACUUAUUAGAUACAGAGUUGGUAAAAACUAUGGAAACAGCUCAAUAUUUCUUUUACAAGAAUGAAACUUACUGUCAAAUUAUCCUUGUAAAAGAAAUAUUAAGUUGUUUCCAUGAUUUUCACUAACUCUGUAUUUAUAGUUUUCAUGUUUAUUUUGGACUAAAAUUUUAUAAAAAUUGUACACUUGAAAUUCUAACCUUAUCUUGGACUUCGUCACCUAUAAAUUUGGAAGAAAAAUAGCACAAGGACUACCUUAUUAUUUUACCUUAUUGCAUUAGUGUCAUUUGCAUUGUAAAUAAAUAAAUAGUAAGCAUCUCUUCAGGUAAAAAUGUCGCUGGUUCCGUCCAUUAAGAAUUUCUAGUAGGCUAUGAUUAUUUGAAAAUUGAAGUUUGAAACCUCUUUUGGUCGAGAUAAUAUCAUUUAGAUAUUUGGGUAUCACUACAGCCAUCUCUAGUUGGAUGCUCCGGACAAAGAAUGGCAACGUUUAGUCCCCUGGUCACUCUUAGUUUAAGGAUCAAUUUUUUUACACAAAUCAUACUAGACCUAUAUUUUGACACAAUAAAGUGACGGUAAACAGUGAAAAGGGAAUAAACUUGAAAGAAACAUGCAUUGAAUUGAUGUUGAAUGGAUUUAUUCUAAUCUAUUAGAAUAGAUAAGAAUAUUAUUCUAUUCUAUUCUACAAUGAAAAAUCUCUAUUCUAUUCAAUUGAAUACAUUCCUGGCUUCACACCGUUGCCAGUUUGUUGGACAUGACAUCCAAAUUCAACUAUAGAUGACCUUGCAUAUAAAUUUCAUGGUCCCUACCGUCCACUUAUACAUGCACGGCUCAUAUCAUGUGUAGACAAACAGUAACGCAUUGCUCAUCUUUUCUCAAUUACCACCUCUUUGGACGUGCUGAAUGUCAAUUCCAUUAGUAAUUUUCCAGUACUGUACUGUUUUUCAAGUUGGUAUUCAAUGAUCACCACCUCGAUUGGAAAAUAGUAGUAGUUUUUUUUUUCAAAAAUAACCUUGUUAUUAUCUGCAAGGAUGAUGAAAGAUGAGGAAGUAACUUUCCAAAUUGAUUUGUUGUUUGGUAUAAAAGAAAAUAUAUAUAAAAAUACUUAAAUAAUGUUAAUAUCAAGUCUAUAAAUAGAUAUCUCUAUCGGAGGAUGUGUGACUGGGUAGAUUCUGUUCACUUUGAAUUAUAUUCAGUGAUAGUUCGAAACGUCUUGUUGACAAGAUCGCUGUAACCAUUGAUUUAAGUAUAUUCCUUAUCAAUUCUGCUGUGUGAAAGUUUAUGGGCAGUUGAAAUUUCUUCUGUCGUUCAACAUACAUGGAAAAAUACAUUGCUAUGUGUUAUAGCCAUAGUCUUGUUAUCCUACUUUCAUAUGUUGUAGUGUAUUCUUUGUGAAAAUAUGUAACGGUACUGGAGACCAUGUUGGUAAUAGUUCUGCAAAAAUAUACUCCACCACUUAAUUCUUUCUCUUCUGAACAAUGUUUGAGAAAAACAAAAUAUUUUGGGGGAAAGGCAAAGUACAUAGCAAUUUGUGGGAAAUAUUCAAUGGCGCUUUCUGUUGAUGUACUUUGGGUUUCAAUCAUGCUAUAAAUAAUUGUUGAAUGAAAAUAAAUUGUUGUAUCUCUUGAUUUUAUUUCACUUCUCACUUUUUUGUUUUCUCUUUUCUGAUACAUUUCAUUGACUGUCCAUUAGUACUCAGAUCAGGAUUUUCAUUUUUUAUAACUUUCUGUUAUUUCAUUCCUGGUGAAAUAGUUAUAAAAUGUAAUCUAGUCUUUGAGACUCAGACUUUAUUCAAGCAAAGUGUUCAUAAUCUAACAAUAAAUUUGCUAUUUCCAAAUGAGCGUGUUUUCUUGUUUGAAUAUGAAUUAUAGAUUCAUAAAACGCAUGCUACAUUGGCGAUUAAUGUAAAUGGUUUAUAUUAGUACUGUGAUUGCACUGAAUAUAAAUGUCUAUCAAAUCUGAAUGGAUUAGUCGUUUAAUAUGUACCGUAAUUCUAAAUGUAGAAAAUGAACUAAUUUAACAUUGACGGUAUUCUUAUCAGCAUAUUUUUUCUAUUUAUAAUGAAUGACGAAAUAUCUUAUGUAUAUUGUGGAAUCUUUGCUUAUUUCUUUGUAAAUAUUUUCUGCAACUGCAACCGAUGCUUUUGUGUAUUAGUGCAGUAGUGUGAGUUGGGAACGAGGAUACUCUUCAAUGAUCUCCUAGAUUUCCAAAGAAAAGUUGAACGAUUUCAAACUAACUAAUUAAGAGACUGCUGUUGUAAGCUUCUAAUGUAUAAAAUUUCUAUUCCAUUAGUUUGAUAAGAAAUUAUUUCUAUCUAUCAUUCUCAGCCAUACUAUGUAACUUUCCUAGUAACUUAUUUUGUUGAUUAUCAGCUUUAUUAACUUGUAUCAAUAUCCAAUUUUCUAUUAACAGAAAAAAACUUCUUUCAUGAUACUGUACUAGCACCAUUGAUCAUUUAAAACUGAUUUUCAUUGAUGAGAGUUUAGAAUUAUUGAUCUUGUUGAUGAGUAAAAAUUAAUACAGAAAAACCUAUGUUAUUUUUUCUAUGAAAAUAGUAGUCUAUUCAAUGUGUAUGUGUUUUAAAUAAAUAAAUUAUUGUAUAGAUCGUUAUGGAAUGAAUUUUGUAUUAUAUCUAUAUGUAGAGACUGAUUGUAAUUGUAAUUAUAAAAGUUCAGUUGUGAAUUGUAAAUUUGCAUAUAAUUAUAAUUUACUUCACUUGAAAGGUUUGGAUUUGGAUAAAGUUCCUCAAGUACUGAUGUAUUUAUACCUGGUAAUCUAUUUUUCCAAAUUCUUUGAUAAUUUACAGUAGAACAUUUAACCAUAAAUUUAAGCUGCUGUUCAAUAUGUAUUUCUAAGAACUCUUGGAAUAUUUGAUGUUGUUGAUUAAAAUUAUAGUUGUUAGUAUCAUUAUCUAAUCUAAUAAUAUAUAAAACUGGGACUGAUUUAUCCUAUAGGGUUUUGUAAAUUGACAGAUUUCUAAUAUUAUUCUUACUAAUAAUGGGAAUAUUGAUGAAUUUAUACUACACAAACCUGUAGUAUAAUACUAUAUAAUUCACUUCUUAGCUCACAUAUAUUAAUAUUUUUCUAGUUGAGAAUGAUUUCACUAGUUUUAAUAUUUUGUAUUCAACUUUGAAUCUUUUCAUCAUAUUGAAAAGAAUUUUCUUUAAGUUGAAAACUUGGAUUUCUCACUUCUUGGGCAUAUUUUUUCUAUUCAUAAAUAUUCUGAAAUCAUACAUAUUCCAUGAUGAUUAGAGUUUCAGUCGGGAAUAAUUCCAUCAUAUUUCCAUGUCAUUAUUUCAGUUACGCUCCAAAUCUAAGAAAGAAAAAUCUAAUAUUAUAUUAUACAAAUAACUCGAAAUCAUUAUAAAGUUGGUGUUUUGAAGAUUGAUAACAUUGUAACUUAAUUGAACAAGUUGUAUGUCAUUUUAUUCAAGAUACUCUUCUAGAAUUCUCCAUGUGUAGUCCAUCUACAAUAUUUAUUCUACUAACACGUAAGUUUCUCAAACCUACAUAUCCUUGAUGUCAUUGUUCAUUUUGAACGAAUUUGGAGUAUAGGAAAAUAGAUGGGAAUAAUAAUUGUUUAUCUCCAUUGCUAUAAUGAUUUGAAAAUGUUCAAUUGAUAAAAUUAUUAUUGUGACUUCUAAAAGAUAUUGGAUAUGGAAUAACAGUGAUUUCACUGACUAGUUUCUUCUAACGUAAUCAAUAAUAAUUCCUCUAGAAUAACAUUAAUAGGCUUUUCUGUAUCCUUAUAUAAUGUGAGUGUACAUAAAAUAAGACAAGUAAAGUUAAUUUUCAGUUAUAAACCCAGUGUACAGUGAUUUAUAUUAUUAUGUAUGUGUAAUCAAUAAAUACAUUUUUGGCUAA
Messenger RNA from Nilaparvata lugens (brown planthopper), 7925 nucleotides. RefSeq names its product protein MTSS 2. The transcript has 16 exons. Gene Ontology annotation, biological process: cell projection assembly; plasma membrane organization. Lineage: Eukaryota; Metazoa; Arthropoda; Insecta; Hemiptera; Delphacidae. Gene Ontology annotation, cellular component: actin cytoskeleton; cytoplasmic side of plasma membrane. The coding region runs from base 551 to 3265 and encodes 904 amino acids. Gene Ontology annotation, molecular function: phospholipid binding; actin binding. The record is from RefSeq and is a predicted model, not a curated record.